Cavia porcellus (domestic guinea pig) is the source of this 3323-nucleotide messenger RNA. RefSeq names its product C2CD2 like (gene C2cd2l). Gene Ontology annotation, biological process: positive regulation of insulin secretion involved in cellular response to glucose stimulus. Gene Ontology annotation, molecular function: phosphatidylinositol binding; phosphatidylinositol transfer activity. Gene Ontology annotation, cellular component: cytoplasmic side of apical plasma membrane. NCBI's taxonomy places the organism in Eukaryota, Metazoa, Chordata, Mammalia, Rodentia, Caviidae. The transcript is spliced from 14 exons. The coding region runs from base 361 to 2472 and encodes 703 amino acids. The record is from RefSeq and is a predicted model, not a curated record.
GCGCACGCAGCCUUCCCGGAGCCGGUGCCGGCUGCUAGUCCCGGCGUCUCCGCAGACGCGUCCCCGCCCGGCUCCGGCGGGCCGGCCGUGGGAGGAGUCGGGUGCUGGCCCGCGACUAACCGGGGUCGGGACGCCGGCUAGGGAGUCGGACCCGGGGACAGAACCCCGGCGUCGCCGCCGCCGAGCACCUCUCCCGGAUCGAUCGGGCACCCACUACUCCCAGGCACAGCCCCGGGGCGCACCGAGCCCGCGCGCCGAGCCCCGGGGGAGCCCGCCCCCGCCCCGCGGCCCGCCCAGGCCAUGCUCCCCCGGGGCAGCGGCUGAGCCCGACCCGGGACCGCGACCCGAGCGGCGCGGAGCAUGGAGCCGGACGUGGGCUGGGCGGCCCUACUCGUCCUCUUCGCCGCCUCGCUGCUCACGGUGCUCGGCUGGCUGCUGCAGUACGCCCGGGGUUUGUGGCUGGCGCGGGCCCGCGGGGGUCGGAGCCCGAGACCCGCUUCAGCGGCGGAGCCUGGGGGUUCCCUGCGGGAGCUGGGCGUGUGGCGCUCGCUGCUGCGGCUGCGGGCGACUCGGACCGGUGCCCCUGAGGAACCCGGCGUCCGGGGCCUCCUGGCGUCGCUCUUUGCUUUCAAAUCUUUUCGCGAGAACUGGCAGCGAGCUUGGGUGCGAGCCCUGAACGAGCAGGCCUGCCGGGACGGGAGCUCCAUCCAAAUUGCCUUUGAAGAAGUGACCCAACUCCCACCCAGAGCCAGCAUUAGCCAUGUGACCUGUGUUGACCAAUCAGAGCGCACUAUGGUGUUGCACUGCCAGCUCUCUGCCGAGGAGGUGCGGUUUCCAGUCUCUGUGACCCAGCAGUCCCCCGCUGCCGUCUCCAUGGAGACCUACCACGUCACUCUGACACUGCCACCAACACAGCUGGAAGUCAGCCUAGAGGAAAUUCCUGGUGAGGGGCUACUGGUGUCCUGGGCCUUCACUGACCGCCCAGAUCUCAGCCUGACGGUGCUUCCCAAGCUGCAGGCCAGGGAGAAAGGUGAGGAACAAGGAGCGCUCUCAACAAUUGAGGAACUGAUUAAGGAUGCUAUAGUCAGCACCCAGCCUGCCAUGAUGGUCAACCUCAGAGCUUACUCUGCCCCAGGAGGCCUGGUACCCAGUGAGAAGCCACCCUUGAUGCCCCAGGCCCAGCCGGCCUGCCCUAGACCUGCUCGGUUAUUCUUACGUCAGCUUCGAGCAUCUCAUCUGGGAAGUGAGCUAGGAGACACAGAAGAACUAUGCUGUGUAGCUGAGCUCGACAACCCCAUGCAACAGAAGUGGACCAAGCCCGUAAGGGCUGGUCCUGAGGUGGAAUGGAUAGAGGACUUGGCACUGGACCUGAGUCCCCAGAGUCGGGAGCUGAUUCUCAAAGUGCUAAGGAGCAGCAGCUGUGGAGACACUGAGCUCCUGGGCCAGGCCACACUGCCAGUGGGCUCCCCCUCCAGGCCACUGUCUCGAAGACAGGUGUGCCCACUUACCCCAGGGCCAGGGAAAGCCCUGGGCCCAGCAGCCACCAUGGCAGCAGAGCUGCACUAUGAGGAGGGCUCCCCCCGAAACCUGGCCACAUCUACUCCCUCCACGCCACGCCCCAGCAUCACACCUACCAAGAAGAUUGAGCUGGACCGAACCAUCAUGCCUGAUGGCACCAUUGUCACCACUGUCACCACCGUCCAGUCCCGGCCCCGUGUAGAUGGCAAAUUAGCAGACUCCCCCUCCCGCUCCCCGUCCAAGGUGGAGGUGACUGAGAAGACAACAACUGUGCUGAGUGAGAGCAGCGGGCCCAGCAAUGCCUCGCACAGUAGCAGCCCAGGGGAGAGCCACCUUUCCAAUGGCCUGGACCCAGUAGCAGAGACAGCAAUUCGCCAGCUGACUGAGCCCAGUGGGCGGGCAGCCAAGAAGACACCCACCAAGCGCAGCACUCUCAUCAUCUCUGGUGUUUCCAAGGUGCCCAUUGCUCAGGACGAGUUGGCACUAUCCCUGGGCUAUGCGGCAUCCCUGGAAGCCUCAGUGCAGGAUGACGCAGGGACCAGCGGAGGCCCCUCUUCACCUCCCUCAGACCCACCAGCCAUGUCCCCAGGACCCAUAGAUGCCCUCUCCAGUCCCACAAGUGUCCAGGAAGCAGAUGAAACCACACGUUCGGACAUCUCUGAGAGGCCAUCUGUGGAUGAUGUUGAGUCAGAAACGGGGUCUACUGGUGCCCUGGAGACCCGCAGCCUCAAGGAUCACAAAGUGAGUUUCCUGCGCAGUGGCACCAAGCUUAUCUUCCGCCGGAGACCUCGACAGAAGGAAGCUGGCCUGAGCCAAUCACAUGAUGACCUCUCCAACACAACGGCCACACCCAGUGUCCGCAAGAAGGCUGGCAGUUUUUCCCGCCGCCUGAUCAAGCGUUUUUCCUUCAAAUCCAAACCCAAGGCCAACGGCAACCCCAGCCCCCAGCUCUGAGGGGUUUCCUCAGCUCUUGAGCUAGGAGAGGGCAAGUUCUCUCAGCUCGCUCCCCACAUCCCCUUCCUUACCCUUUCCUGGAUUCAUUGGGGUCAGGAAAACCCUUGGGUUCCAGGGAGCCCCGUCCACCCUGGGCUGUGGGGCUGGUUGGAAGGGAACUUGCAGUGGGAAACAUUUGAAAGGUGGUACCCAUUGCGGCGGGCACGGAAAAGAGAGCUGGUAGCUAGGAGUAAGAGGCGGGCUCUGUCCUGGCGCGUGUGGACAUUGCUCAGGAGCGUUUGCCCCUGCUGACGCUGGCCCCCCUGAAGAGGAGUUCCAGGGUGCUCAGCUCCUCAGUGGAUCCUUUUUCCCUUAUUUAUUCUCUUUUCUAUUUAUAUGUGUGAUCUAGGACCCUCAGUGAGCAGAUGAGAGAGGGCAUCUCUCCCAGGUGACCCUUCUUUUCUGUCCCAGAAGAGUAGGCAGUUCCCAGGAGGGGUUCCCACAUCUUCAGGUCCCCACUCAGAGCAGCACCAGUGUCUGCCUCUGAGGACACUGGCAGCUCACAGGAAGUCGGCCGGUGCCCAGGACGGGGUGGGGCAGGUACUCCCCACCUCCUGCCUCCCCUGCGCUCCUCAUCCCUCCCUCCCCCUUUCUUACCGGUUUUUGUACUUGAGGCCUUCUCCGUGAGCAGUGGCUCAGAUGGAAGGAGGGAGCCAGGAGCCUGGUAGGAAGCCUUGUCCAGGCACACGGCUUUCGGGGCUUUAAAGACUGUGAUGAUGAGCAAGGCUGCACCUUCUAUGUUGGGGGGAUGAUGAUGUCCAUUGCUGUGUGAUGGCUUGGAAUUUAAUUUAUUAAAUUAAAGUCAAAUCGGA